AUGCUAAUCAGGAUAAAACUCUAUGAUAGAGAGGGCAGAGGAGAAAAGAUGGAAUCGUUUUUCUUGGCAGAAACAACGAAAUAUCUUUAUUUGAUAUUUGACGAGAACAACUUCCUCCAUAAUGAUGGACAAAAAGCGAGAAUAGUGGACACUCCCAAUGGGGAAUGCGUCGUGGAUGCCGGUGGCUAUAUAUUCAAUACUGAGGCGCAUCCUAUCGAUCCUGCUAUUGUGCACUGUUGUUCAGCCCAAAGGCAGGCUGAACGUGAAGCUGUCAGACAAUGGGAAGAUGAUUACGACUUACUUUCAAUUCUUGAUCAUCGCGAUACUGUUUCUCCAGUGCUGCUUCGUAAGGUGCGUUUUUCUCUUGGUCCCUUCUGGACCCUUUCUUGUAAGAAUUUGUAA
Messenger RNA from Haemonchus placei, 402 nucleotides. The record is from the annotation of a GenBank genome assembly. Lineage: Eukaryota; Metazoa; Nematoda; Chromadorea; Rhabditida; Trichostrongylidae.